Messenger RNA from Eruca vesicaria subsp. sativa (arugula), 558 nucleotides. The record is from the annotation of a GenBank genome assembly. Lineage: Eukaryota; Viridiplantae; Streptophyta; Magnoliopsida; Brassicales; Brassicaceae.
GUUUGGGUGGUUUAUGGUUUCAACAACUAUGAAAUUGAUGAUGUUUAUUACUAUGAUCCUGUUGAGGACAAGUGGACAGAAGUGGAAACAUUCGGUGAGAAGCCUUCCGGGAGGAGCGUUUUCGCUAGUGCAGUUGUUGGGAAACACAUUGUGAUAUUCGGAGGUGAGAUUGAUAUGGACCCACAAGCUCACGUGGGCCCGGGACAAAUGACCGAUGGGACUUUUGCGUUGGAUACAGAGACGUUGAAGUGGGAGAGGUUGGAUAAGUUAGGUGAAGAGGUGAAGGCGGAGGAGGAGACAAAGAAUGGGUCAGGACUAUCAAUACAUGUUGGGAUCCCAAUUCUAAUAGAUUUAGAUGUUUCUAUCGGAAACCCUUUUGGAAGCCACAAGAAGAAAAAGGAAGAAGCGAAGCAGGAGAUGACUCCAGCUAUCAGGGGAUGGACAGCUUCCACGAGUGGGACAGUUAAUGGUAAGAAAGGGCUGCUGAUGCAUGGUGGCAAAGCUGUGACCAAUGACCGCUUUGAUGAUCUCUUCUUUUACGAGUUUAACUCUGCUUAA